Molecule: messenger RNA, 2213 nt
Organism: Macroventuria anomochaeta
Lineage: Eukaryota; Fungi; Ascomycota; Dothideomycetes; Pleosporales; Didymellaceae
Exons: 1
Coding region: 89-2122 (677 amino acids)
Source: RefSeq, a predicted model, not a curated record
GUCGACAAGAGUUGCUAAACGCUUGCUUCAACAUUCAAAACCUACUGCGUGUGCGAAUUUGCAGAAUACCUUCCUCGAAAUAUCAAACAUGUCGUUCGUGCCGCAACCACAAACUUCUUGUUCACAAAGAGGCUUCUCUAAGUCUUGGCCCAAGGCUCAGACAACACCACGAUCGAAGUUUACACAAUGUCAUGCCGCAUCCAUUGCGGCGAACGAUCGGCCAAAGAAAGCAUCGAGGUCACCUAGUGUAGCCUCGGAAGACUUGGUCUUACUACCUCCUCCAAGCCCCUUGUUCCCUGACGAUGGCCCGGCUGACAACCCUUUCGAGACUUGGAAGGAUCUCAAGAAUUUUACUCGUGCGAGCGAUUUCCCGGAGGAAGAUAUGGGUGAAGCUUUUUCAUGGAACGAAAGGCAGUAUUGUGACAUAUGCAAGGGUUUUUGUCCGUUUGGUCUUGCAGGACGUAGAUAUGGGGAUGGUAUGAGUAGUGUUCCGAAGGCCGCCUUGCAGCCAGAUCCUUGGACAGAAGACGACUUCAGGGUUUACAACAGCCCCUUCGCCUUCUCGCCAGGACAGCUAAACAAACUAUUGAACCCGAAGUCGUUGGCUGCUUUCUAUGUACUAGGUGGUCUGCAAGGUAUCGAGCGUGGGUUACGGUCAGGCAGAUAUGCAGGAUUGGGCAUGUACGAAAGGUCUCUUUCAUACAUGAGACGUUUCGAACAAGGUGCAUUUGCAAGGAAGAAGGUCGAGGGACCACAUACCGAUGAACAACCCUCUUUCCGAAACCCGGAAGAUCACAGAAGGCAACAAGCGCUUAUGCGCAAGAGUCGGACGUAUCGGGAGGUUCAUAACAGAUGUAAACUACAAAGGGAGCCUUCCAGGCUUCCCAGAGAUCCGCCAGUGGGUGGAAUGAUACUGGACGCUGCCAACAAGAUCGACGACAACGAUUUCUAUCCACUCAGAACCGAGAUCGAGGUAAAGUGCGAUAAAAUUCUUGGUCAGAUAUCGCUGAAGAUUUGGAGGCGCGCAGCGGGAAAGAAUAAAUCUUGGAAGCGAUGCCCGAAAACUACAGUACCAAGACAGACCCACCAUAAGUGGGUGAGACUAAGCCCGAGCGGAUUUGAGCACCAGUUUGCGAAGUCUCCGUUAUGGUUACCAGCUGCAUUCCUGCGCUCUCAGGCAAGAAAAAAGUCCUCACGGCUGAGCUGCGUAGUACGGCGUCAAGUUUCAGAUCAGGUGCCGGAGCGAGCAAGACGUUACGAUCCUCAUAUUCAUAACAAUGAGGAUUGCUCUGUUGCGCUGCAUAGACGAUACCGUGCCACAACAAUAGCUCAUGAUAACAAAGUCCGAAAGUUUGGGCCCGUCGUGAUCGAGGACAUUAGAGAGCCAGCAGGUGCGUUCAUACGUUUCACAUGGAAAGACAACAUCCUCACAAACGGAGUCGGACAACUCGACCGAUUUCUACCGACUGGUCUCGUCUUUCGCACCGGCUGGUGUAUCGUCGGUUUCCUCCGCAAUGAAAGCCAUACGGACGUCUACUCACUGAGCAAUGCUUCAUUCGGUCAUUCGUCAGCCAGGACCGAAGUAUCUCGAGAGGCUCACGUCUUCCUUGAUGAAUACCAUGGGAACUGCAAAAACUACGCUAGGCGCUUGAAAAGUCGUAUGCGAGAAAGCGUAGAUUGUCUGGAAACUUUCUGGUACGGCGACAGACACGUUUUCGUCAUGGAGAUACAGAGGAAGCCUGUUCUUUUCAGACUGCGUAACAACGAAGAGGAGUUCCCGAUCCUAGUUGAUCAGAAUAAGUGCAAUGAGCAGGUAGCUCUGCAACGUCGCCGUUUUCGUGGCAAGCCUAGCUUUGCAGCAGUCGUAGGAGGAAGACGACCAAACAUUGAAUUUGACCAUCGACCAACGCCGAUGCCUAAGGACAAAUCCGCGCUCGAGAAAGAGUUGGAACAGAUUGAAAAGGCUCGACUGAAGAAGGCAGAAAGGCAAAGAGUGAAACGACAAUUACAAAGGGAUAAAAGGCUGGAAGAGAAGUUACAAAGCAUGGAGGGCCCAGUGGAAGAGAAAAGCGCCUAUCAAGUUCGUUCACAUUUUCUUAAAAUCCAAUCAUGCAGAUUGUGAAAGAGGGUAUACGGAAAUGACUGCACGACACCUAACAAGCUUUGAUAAAAGCGGAAAUGAAUCUUAUGGCCUUGAAGUAGGGUGAGCAGGC